Molecule: messenger RNA, 3255 nt
Organism: Cantharellus anzutake
Lineage: Eukaryota; Fungi; Basidiomycota; Agaricomycetes; Cantharellales; Hydnaceae
Exons: 4
Coding region: 1-3255 (1084 amino acids)
Source: RefSeq, a predicted model, not a curated record
AUGAAAGGCAAAGCUCGCGCCACGCAUCGCACUCUCAACAAGGUGGGCCCUGUGUCAGACAAGAAGCCUGUUGGCUUCGAAUCUGUUCAGACCGACUUAGGUGCUUCGACAAGUCGAACGCAGCGGAAGGGCAGUGGAAGGCCAUCAGCUCCCGUGCCCACUAAUGAGGCCGCCACCUCUGCAGUUGCUCGCACUGGUGUUGCAAGCCGGAGUUCGUCAGCCCCUGUACCCACUAAUGAGGUCGUUGCCUCGGUAGUGGUCCAGACUGACAUUUCUGAUGCAGACCAGACUGCCUCAACGAGCCGUUCACUUUUUGGGCUGCGCUUGCCCAAGGACCUCGUUUUCACCAAAAAAGGAAAAUCACUCCCUCAACCGCGUUUUAGUAUAUCUUGGACGCCUGGACAGAACGUUCUGGAACAUUCAACAGAUCGUUGGUCAAUUUUUCGGGACGGUCUGGAGGAAAACUCAUUAAUUAGCGACACGCGGAUAAGCUCUAUUGAGGAGGCCCUCAAGAAGUCAUUCCCCGGUAAGUACAAGGAUGGUAUUAAUCUAAUCUAUGUUGAACUCAGCGCUGACUUCAAGCCCCUCAAUCAGGAUCCCUUCCCCAACCAUCAAUGGUCGGACUUGUAUCGGUUUCCCGGUAUUCACCCCCAAGCCAUCGCUGCGAAUCUACAUGCGACCAACACACAGUGGCCUCGGCUCAAUGACGAGAGCACGCCCUCACAUUUACUCAUUUAUCCUUUUGCCCCUUCAUGGGAUUUCACUCACUUCCCUGUCCUUUACGACCGAUCACGACCUUGGCGGUCGUACAGCCUGGUGGUCCGCACCGAUCCUUGGAAUGAGAACAUAUCGUGGUACGAAGAUUACAAGAUCUUGGAGCCCGAAUGGUUGAUACAGCGAGAGAAGAUUGCAAGUAGGCUCAAGCAAUGCGUUCUCGUGUUUAAGACUGUCAGCAAUAUUGCGGACUUCGUAUCGCUCUCACUGCCAAAGCCAGACGAGUGCAAGUUCGACGUUCUGAAGGACUGGGAUCGAUUACUUGAUCGGCGCCCCUGUCGAGAUCUCCUCGAGUUUGGUCAACGGUACCAAAAAGCCCCAGAUCCGCCAAUGUUUGAUGACACCGAGGAGGGUUUGGCGAAGUUCGAAGCUACGCAUGAACGCUAUGACCGGGAGGAAAGGGAAGCCCAGCACCAUCCCUAUGGCGCUCUCUUGAUCGCCCGAGCCUAUCUGGGCAUAGGCGAGGCGCAACGGGAGGUUGGGAAUAUCAUCGCUGGCAUGGCUGGCAAAAAUGUGAGAUCGACAACCUGGGGCAGUAAAAGACAGACACCGCUAGAGCGGUACUGUAUGCGAAAGUGGGCAAAUCCGGUGAAACUCGACAAAACUGAGUUCUCUCGCCGUCAACAAUUAUCCAGAGAGUAUCUGCAACUCAUAGGGGAAUUCACGGAGCCUCAAGCGAAUCCUAUACCCGUGACCGCCAAUGAGGAUACGGGUGUUGCAGGAUCACUCCAGGCAAAAACGCGGGGUCCUGUUAAGGAAUUCGUUGAACCUCCGACUCAUUCUGCAGCUGCAGCUGCCAGCGGGAUUAUGGGUCUCGCAGGACCAUUGCAGACAAGGAUGCACGAUCCUGUAUCUCAAACGCAUGGAGGUGAACAAUCGGCACCAUUGCAUAUGAGCGGAGCGUCAGGUUCAGGUUCCAUGGAACUUGACGAGGGGCGUCGCGAAGUGGGCAGUCGAACAACCCAACAUUCUGCUUCACGCGUGGAAACUCGAUCUUAUCGGUGUCCGAGUGGGCCUAUUGGACGAAGAUGGGACGCACAAAAGCAUCUCAGUGAUGCAUUGAAUCGCAGGCCUGCUCGUGGUCGUGUUCUUGCAAGGGAUCGUGAGACUUACCAUGAUCACCCUCGGCAUUGGCAGCCUCCCCAUGACAAGCGUGAAGAUCGUAGGGGGGACUAUCAUAGACGAUCGAUGAUGAGUCGUUCACGUAGCCCGGUGCGCCACCGCCGGAAUUCAUCCUCUCCCCCUUCACUUCGUCGCCAUCGAUCACCUUUCAGCUUUCCAUUUUCACGUCGUCGCCAUCACUCACAUUCUAGCUCUCGCUCCUGCCGCCGCUCACACUCCCCUCAUUCUCGCUCUCAUUCUCGCUCACGCUCCCCUGACCGUUCUCGUUCUCGUUCUCGCCCUCGUUCUUAUUCCGUUUCCCGCUGUCUUCAAUCCUCUCAUCGUCGCAGUCGAUCCGCCUCAUGCCCUCCGAGUCCCCUCGGUCCAUCUCGUCAGGUUGCAUCACCCAUUGAGAUGCAAGUAGAUGUCCCUUCGUCAAAUCCUAGGCCUCUACCACAGCCGGGAUGCCACCUCUCUCAGCAAGUGCCCGUCUUGCGCAUGAUCCAACCUCAUUCUAUCCCAUUUACAUCCUGGCAUUGUCUGACAACACCGCUCGAAGACAAACAUUUCCAAGCUUUCGGCAAGGCCGAUUUGGACGUAUGGGCAGCCCCUCUCUUUGAGGUUCGUGGUGUGUAUGCAGUUGCUCAAGCCAAGGCAAGCAAAUCGGCUUUGAAGUAUGGGAAAACACGCAUUGCGAUCCUUGCAAAGCACCGUGAUGUUCUCGACCGAGUCACUCAGCUCAUCUCGGAGAACAACGCACACUAUCAUGCCCUGCUUGCUUUCGCAAUCUUCAGUCCUUUGGAUCCAUUCUCCGGGAAAGAAGCGGCAUCAUAUUCCUGGGUAUCCAAGGUUGACCUUCACUUCGUGGGUUGUGUUUGGGAGAGUGUCCCAUUUGAGGAGCUUCGCUCAAGACUUCUCACAGAUGCGCCGCUGGUCCUGACAAAUGACAACGUUGGCGAAGAACUCCUUUAUCAUGGAUUUGAUCCGCUCGUGUCAACUGAGGCUCAAGCCACCCCGAGGAAUGUAAAGCUGCAUUCCUUUGAUUUCAGCCCACAUGUCCUCGAUGCUUGGUAUGACACGAUGCCAUUGCAAUUCAAGAGUUAUGGGGUGACUCGUUUUAUGUUCGUCGCACGUGCAUAUGAUUCGGCUCUGUUCAAGGGAAGGAAAGCAUUCAUGGCGGAAAUCUGGCGGACUGAGUCAGUUAUUGACGCUGCUCUUCGGAAUCUCUUGGAGUAUCUCUGCGAGAACUCCCAAGACGUCAUUUGCAGAGAGUCGAAGGAGAAGACAGAAUCAUUUCAGUAUCUCAGAGGGCAACGAAAAUGGCGACUCACCGUCGACACUGCCAUCAAGGAUUAUUGUCCUUACUUCAAGGUGAAGUAA